Aureobasidium uvarum is the source of this 1164-nucleotide messenger RNA. NCBI's taxonomy places the organism in Eukaryota, Fungi, Ascomycota, Dothideomycetes, Dothideales, Saccotheciaceae. The record is from the annotation of a GenBank genome assembly.
AUGGCAUACCGUGCAACAGCUCUUCUGGCCCUCACUGGCCUUGCAUCUCUGAGCAAUGCCAAACCCAUCCACCCUUACAGCUCCACGGGUAGCAGUUCCGGUCACCACGGCAGCAUGACCUCUUCUUCUGCUUACUCCACUUCUUCCUCGUACCAAAGCUUCCCCACCCAGGUCGCUUCCAGCAAGAACCUCCUCCUCAGCAACGGCUUCCCAAAGCUCUCUCCCUCCGCCCUCGCAGAUGUCAAUAAUGCCGCCCAUGGCACCCUUUCCAAUGCCACCGGCAAUGUGACUUUUGCCCCCGACUCCCUCACAAACUUCCAGCUUAUUGCUUUUAACGAAUUCUUCGAAGUCGCCUUCUUCACCUCUCUGCUUACCAACAUCACCACCGGCGUCCCUGGCUUUGAGAUCCCGACACACCUCAACAGCACUUACAUCAUUGAUACUCUGAUUGCCGUGCAAGCCCAGGAGGAACUCCACGCCAUCAAUGCCAACACCAAAUUACCCGUCCCACUCCAGACCUGCCAGUACGAGUUCCCUACGACCAAUUUCAUGGACGCCAUAGGCCUUGCGGCCACAUUCACCGAUGUCGUCAUGGGCACUUUACAAGACGUCGCCUUCAUCUUUGCCGACGAUGGCAACAAAGGCGUCGUCAAUGGCAUUGUGUCCGUGGUCGGCCAAGAAGGAGAACAAAAUGGCUUUUACCGCUCUCUCCUCGACAAGAUCCCCUCUGCACAACCUUUCCUCACGGCAUCUGCCCGCGACUUUGCCUUUUCGGCUCUGAACCAAAACUUUGUGGUCAAGGGCUCUUGCGAUGUUUCCGGCAUCCCGCUCAAGGUGUUUGAGGCGCUCACCCUCGAGACUUUGAACAUUGGACUCGGUGAUCAAGUCAUCAGUUUGAGUUUUGACAUCAGCGGGUACAAGGGCACUGCCGAGGAUCUGGAGUUUGUGCUUAUCUCGGGACAGAAUGUUCCCAUUGUGCAGGAGCUCAAGAAUGUCAAGCAAGAGGGCAACAAGGUCACUUUCGAUGCCGAGUUUUUGCAGCAGACGGAUUUGCUGUUUGGGCUUAGCAUUGGUGCUGUGGUCAGAAAGGGAGAGGCCUUGGCUACUGUCAAAGAUGUGGUCGAUGCUACUGUCUUCGGACCUGCGCUUAUCGAGGUUGCUUAA